UCAUGAAGAACUUGUUUCUAGAUGCCGAGAUCCAUCAGUUUCUGAUUAUGUUGUAAUGUUCUUCAGAUUUGUUACCUCUGCUGAGAUACAAAAGCGCUCAGUGUUUUUUGAACCUUUCAUAAUGGGUCUGACUAAUACUACAGUCGAGCAGUUUUGCAAAUCAUCGGUUGAACCAAUGGGUGAAGAGAGCGACCAUGUGCAGAUCACUGCCCUUUCUGAUGCAUUGGGUGUUCCAAUCCGUGUUGUGUAUCUUGACCGCAGUUCUUGCGAUACUGGAGGUGUCAGCGUAAAUCAUCACGAUUUCAUGCCAGCUGCCAGUGAUCUCCCAAAUGCUAGUGUUAGCGAUGGAAAGAAUAAUCCAUUCAUCACGUUGCUAUAUCGCCCUGGUCACUAUGAUAUCCUCUAUCCAAAAUGAGAGCCUACUCAGGAAGAUCUCCAGUUACACUUUUUGGUGGUGUUUUGGAGCCGCAACAGCUCUGCACUGAGCUAUGCUACUAAGAACGGUCUUAGUCUUGUAACUUUGUUAAUGUUGAAUGGUCAAUUUGUCUAGAAGUUUCAUCUGUUUAGUACUGAUUAACCAGCACAAAGUACAUUAGCAUCAAUGCUCUAAUAAUCAAAACUCACUUUGAUGCGUGUUACACGUUGGCAUGGCUCCUUGCAGCUUCCUUGUAUUAUCUCGUUGCUGCUGCUUCCAAUCUUUGCAUGUGUGCCCAUCUUUCACCGUAAUGCUUCACUAGUAAUUAAUUCGUAAUAA
Messenger RNA from Arachis ipaensis, 754 nucleotides. The record is from RefSeq and is a predicted model, not a curated record. Lineage: Eukaryota; Viridiplantae; Streptophyta; Magnoliopsida; Fabales; Fabaceae.